Molecule: messenger RNA, 1647 nt
Organism: Exophiala bonariae
Lineage: Eukaryota; Fungi; Ascomycota; Eurotiomycetes; Chaetothyriales; Herpotrichiellaceae
Exons: 3
Coding region: 1-1647 (548 amino acids)
Source: RefSeq, a predicted model, not a curated record
AUGUCAUUGGACAGACUUACAGACCUCUAUAACCUUUCUCGCACAUGUCGCGUCCUCGAGGAUGUGACAAUGCGCCGCCUUUAUCACAAGGUGGACGUUGCAAUACCUUUCAGACCUACGAGAACGGCUGGAUCGCCUACCCUACGAGCGCCCGUGAUUGAGUCGAUGCGAAACCUUACGCUGAGGAAUGGCGUGGUGGAUCGGAAAAGAAGCAAUUCAUAUACACGAAGGAGAAAGUCAAAUGCUGGCACUACCAACGGCUUCGUGCAUGAUAUCUUGGAUCAGGUGCCGACGAAUCAACUGACCAACUUUGCUUAUCUCCAUCCAAUACCAAUGAUGACACAGAAUUUCGAAACAUUGAUUCGGAAACACAACUCCACGCUGCAGCAUUUGUCCUUCUAUGAGUUAGACUCGGUACCACAGAACGAUGCCUAUCCUACGGGUUUAAAAACCCUACAAUCUCACACCGUGAAUGAUGGAGAAGCCAUUGUCAAGAUUCUUUCUAAGAAUAAGGCUACACUCGAAUCACUCAGAUUGGGACAAGAGCGAUAUAUGAUUGAUGGGUACCAUUGCAAUAGACUUGGAUUCCUCAAUCAUCUGCCUCAGCCGGACGAGAGCUUCUACGCAUCCGCUUACUCGUUGGUCAAUUUUCCUCGAUUGCGAGAAUUGAGCCUGCACGGCUUAUCUUUGGAUACGCUUCGACCAAGCUCGAUACCACAAGCUUUGUUCUUCUGCAAGAUUGAAAGGCUUACUCUAGAAUCAUGCACUGGGAGCGCUGAGCUACUCGAGUCACUCGCAGAGACGUUUCAUUGGGCAUCAUCAGCUGUAGAUGCACCACGGUCUCCAUCGGUGAAUCCAUCGUUGAAACACUUCUCAUUCCGCCACGAGAUGCCUACCACUGCACUCAAGGACUCGAUGGUCCGAUUUCUAGCCUCAUUUAUCGGUCUCGAAACCCUAUCUUUACUAUUCGAAAAUGCAACCUUCCUUGAACGCCCAUCGACGCUCAUUGCUGAACAUGGGCCGACGAUCCGUAAUUUAGUGCUGGAGUCCCGGAUUCAGCCACGGGAACAUCUAAGUCACGAUACCUCGCGUCCUUUCGGUGUGGGAGGUUACAGUCAAGAUCUCUGGGAAGAGUCAAUAAACGACAUCGCCCGCUUGUGUCCAAACAUUGUCGAACUGGGAAUAGGUUUCCCAUGGGACAAUGAGAUGAUCCGGCUCCGGAAAACGCUCCUUCCCACUCUCCAGCACUUGAGGACCAUUCAUAUCCGCAACUUUCCCGAGAGCCAGGUGUUCAGUCAACUGGGUGACUAUACCAUCAAAGAAUAUGCGACUAAGUUCGUCGAGUGGGUAUUCCCAGCACUUUUAGGAGGCAAUCGUCCUGCUCUGGAGCAUUUUGCAAUGGGUCCUACUUUAUACGAGAGCCGCUGGAAAAUGGCGCCAAGCAUACCUGCGACUGGUGGAGGGCCACCACCACAGCAUCGCCUGCUUCCCGAGUUUUUACACACGCACCAUUUCGCCUUAGAUUGGGCCAAAACGAGGUUCGGACGCUGGAGCCCUCUGAUCACACCGGUCAGCGAGAAGUGUAUGGAGGAGAUGUGCGAGAAAAGGCCUUUGGGUGGGGUUUUUGAGCAAGUGUGGUUGAAAUGA